CUGCUGUUUGCUGCUGCUGCCCCAGUCGAGCGACUUGAAAUAAACAAAGCACGGAGAAAUAGAUGAAAUACAUAUGAAAGAUGACCACAGAUGAGCGUAAUUUUAGAUCUAGUUACUAUGAAAAAGUUGGCUGUUUUAGCGUUGAAGAAAAGAAAUCACUCGAUAAACUGCUACAGGAUGACAUACGCAAUCUGGCCAAGCUGAAGCACUUCGUAUAUACCUAUACGGUCCCAGCACAGCAGCGCAGUCUGCUCUGGAGUCUGAUAAUGGGUAUAAUGCCACUGCACAAAAGCAAUACUGAAUAUGUUCGGGAGCAACGUCGCCAGGUCUACGAGGAUUUGCUGCGUGCCGUGACUGUAAUGCGUUGCGUAGACCUGGACUCAAGGUCCAGAGAUUUGGUGCUGUAUAAAAUGUGGUUACUGGAAAACAAUCGGCUGUUGCAUAGUAAUAUUCGAGCCGGAGCUCAGGCAGAUGACAAUCAUUUCGUUGAAAUUGUGCGCACACUACUUGACAUAUUUGACGAUGAAGUGGAAACGUACUGGAUAGCCAAGGAGUUCUACCAGUAUACGCGUGACCUGAAGAAGGAAUGUGGCAAACUAAAGGAAUUGACCCAGAUACUACUCAAGCGCGAAGACAUUGGAUUAUUUUAUCGCUUAGAAAAGCUUGGUCUAUUUGAUAUUAACUCGAAGCUCUUGGAGAACUGGUAUAUAACCUGCUUCGCCGGGGUCAUUUGCGAGACUAUGUUAGUCAAAAUUUGGGACAAGGUAUGCGGUGGCGCCAAGAAGAUCGUCGUAUUCCUCUUUCUGGAGCUGGUGAAAGACAUCAAGUCUUUGAUAUUCGAUCUAAGCUCUCAGGAGGAGCUGAAAGCAUUGAUCGAGACGGUCAAAGAUAAGGAUGGGGUCAUUGUAAACAAAGCCAUUAAAUCUUGGCACAGCAAUAACAGCGAGGUGGAAUACGCGCAUUGAGUAGCCACUAAAAAAUACCACGUCCUUCUUGUCGGCCACCGUCUGAAACUCGAGAGUGACGGGGCAUUGCAUCCAA
Drosophila virilis is the source of this 1041-nucleotide messenger RNA. It is a transcript of the gene TBC1d7, whose product is annotated as TBC1 domain family member 7. Gene Ontology annotation, biological process: negative regulation of TOR signaling; activation of GTPase activity. Lineage: Eukaryota; Metazoa; Arthropoda; Insecta; Diptera; Drosophilidae. The record is from RefSeq and is a predicted model, not a curated record. Gene Ontology annotation, molecular function: GTPase activator activity.